This is a messenger RNA of Microdochium trichocladiopsis, 705 nucleotides long. RefSeq lists its product as uncharacterized. NCBI's taxonomy places the organism in Eukaryota, Fungi, Ascomycota, Sordariomycetes, Xylariales, Microdochiaceae. The transcript is spliced from 2 exons. The record is from RefSeq and is a predicted model, not a curated record. The coding region runs from base 355 to 705 and encodes 116 amino acids.
GCAGAUCAACACUGUCUUUCCACGGUACCGCAGAAGCUAUGCCUAAUGAGCUAGGUUUUCUUGCACAGGGAUGUCUUUCUACAGAGAUGCCCAGACAAUCAGUGUUAGCCGCCUAUCCACCGCAUACUCACUUCCCACGCAAGGCUCGAGAGACAGCAUCUCAGGUAGUCGUUUUGUUUGCUCCUCUUCUAUCUCUUGCCGCCCAAUUUCUCCUCGGAAACCUUUUCCCCUCUAUUUUCUGCUUGUCCGCAUCACUUCCCUUUGCACCAAAGUCCACGAAACCUUCAAAAUCACCUCUCAGGCUCGUUCUUCCUCGUCGCAGAAAGUAGACCAUCAACCCGUCAUAACACCAUCAUGAAGAUCUCCAACAUCGCCAUCGUCACCACAGCUGUUUUGGCUGGGCACUCGGAUGCCUGGUUCUACUUCAGUAUCCCGCUCGCACCGCUCAGGCUUCCUGCCAUAAGCAAUCCUGCUCCUCCUCCUGCUAGCAGCUGUUCAUGCCCAGCUCCGGUGCCUCCCCCCGACUGCCCGGCAGCCUUUUGUCCCGACCCCAAUUGCCCACCAAAUCCUGUAUACGACGCCUACGAAAACCAGCUUGCCGCCUGUGGAGGCAGUGCUCUCUUCAACAAGGACGGCGCGUGCCACUCGGGUCAUAUGAACUUCUACCAAGACAUCCCUCGCCUUGCCGUGCCCUUGUGGCAAUAG